This is a messenger RNA of Caenorhabditis elegans, 1743 nucleotides long. RefSeq names its product Gut esterase 1 (gene ges-1). Gene Ontology annotation, molecular function: carboxylesterase activity. Gene Ontology annotation, cellular component: endoplasmic reticulum lumen. The transcript has 8 exons. Lineage: Eukaryota; Metazoa; Nematoda; Chromadorea; Rhabditida; Rhabditidae. The record is from RefSeq and is marked reviewed. Bases 1 to 1689 code for a protein of 562 amino acids.
AUGCGGAUAUUCCUUGUCUCUGUAAUACUAAUAAAUGCCUGCUGGGCUGGACCAAUUGUUGAAACAAACUACGGAAAAGUGGAGGGAAUAGAAUAUGAAGGAGCCGAAGUUUUUCUCGCAAUUCCGUUUGCCAAGCCACCAGUCGAUGAUUUGAGAUUUGAGAAGCCAGUCGCCCCUGAUCCAUGGGAAGAUGUCUACCCAGCAACCCAAUACCGAAACGAUUGCACUCCUCACUAUCGUUUAGUCGCUCAAUUCUCUAGCUAUUCCGGUGAAGAUUGUCUCACACUGAAUAUCAUUAAGCCCAAAAAGGCUGAAAAGCUGCCAGUUCUGUUCUGGAUUCACGGGGGUGGAUAUGAAAUCGGUUCGGCUAGUCAACAUGGUUACGAGUUUUUCGCCAAGAGGUAUGCUUCACAAGGAGUUAUUGUGGCUACAGUUCAGUAUCGGCUUGGAUUCAUGGGAUUCUUCAGCGAAGGAACAUCUGAUGUUCAAGGAAACUGGGGCCUUUUUGAUCAAGCUGCCGCUCUGGAAUUUGUUAAAUCAAAUAUAGAAAAUUUUGGUGGUGACCCGAAUCAGAUAACAAUUUGGGGAUACAGUGCAGGAGCAGCAAGUGUCUCUCAGCUCACUAUGAGCCCGUAUACUAGAGAUUCAUACUCGAAGGCUAUUAUCAUGUCGGCCAGCUCUUUUGUCGGAUGGGCCACCGGUCCAAACGUCGUGGAAACUUCGAAGCAACUCGCAGAAAUAUUGGGGUGUCCAUGGCCUGGAGCAAAGGAGUGCAUGAAGAAAAAAUCGCUCCAUGAAAUUUUUGACGCAAUUGAAGUUCAGGGAUGGACAACUGGGACAAUCGAUAUUUUGAGAUGGUCCCCUGUAAUUGAUGGAGAUUUUAUGACAAAGAAUCCUGAAGAGCUUAUCAAGGAGUCUCCAGUAAAGCCAACAUUGAUUGGAAUGAGCAACAAGGAAGGGUCGUAUUUUGCCGCUUUGAAUAUGGGACGAGUGAUUGCCGAUUUCGGAUUGUCACCAGAAGAUAUGCCAAAAGUAGAUGAAGAAUUCAUUUCGGAGAUCAUCGGAAGAAAACUUCUCUAUAAUAACAGAUAUGGAGAAAAUCGCGAAAAAGUUUGGAACGAUAUUCUAGACUUUUACGUUAAGCAGGGAAAACCGGCAGAAGUGAAGGAUCUCAAUGGGUUCUAUGUGGAUCGAUAUUCAGAGCUGCUCUCGGAUAUCACCUUCAACGUGCCAAUUCUUCGUGAAAUCACUAGCAGAGUUGAGAGAAAAACUCCAGUUUGGACAUACCGUAUGGAUCACUACGAUAAAAAUAUUUGGAAAAAGCAUAUUCCAGAGCAAGCAAGAGGCUCUCCGCAUGCUAAUGAAUACCAUUAUCUAUUUGAUAUGCCAGUGAUGGCAAAAAUUGAUAUGAAGAAAGAACCGGACAGUUGGAUUCAAAAUGAUCUGAUUGAUAUGGUGAUUUCAUUUGCUAAAACCGGAGUUCCCCAAAUAGAAGAUGUAGAAUGGAGACCAGUUAGCGAUCCAGACGACGUAAACUUUUUGAAUAUCAGAUCUGAUGGGGUCUCAAUUGAGCAUGGUCUUUUCCAAGAACCUCUCGCUUUCUGGAACGAACUGCGCCAACGAGAAGGAUUUGAUUUAAUUGAUCCAACUAAUAGUGCCAUGCAUUCGUCAAACAAGGACGAGCUGUAAAAAUGCAAUAAAUUUAUGUAUUUAAUUGAUUUCGAAUAAAUAUACUUUUGCUAC